Molecule: messenger RNA, 2018 nt
Organism: Mangifera indica (mango)
Lineage: Eukaryota; Viridiplantae; Streptophyta; Magnoliopsida; Sapindales; Anacardiaceae
Product: BTB/POZ domain-containing protein DOT3
Exons: 6
Coding region: 1-1872 (623 amino acids)
Molecular function (GO): protein binding
Source: RefSeq, a predicted model, not a curated record
AUGAAUUCCUCCUCUUCGGUGGCUCAAUUGCACAGCCCCUGGAGUGAUUCAGAUGGCCCUGAUCAAGCUUAUGAACAAAGUAUGGUAAUUCCAAACAGAUUCAUCACAAUAGCCGAUAGCAUCGACAAAAAAGAACAUUCCUGGUUUGCCACUUCUCAAAUCCCAACAGAUCUAUUAAUUCAAGUUCAAGAUGUCACCUUCAAUGUUCACAAGUAUCCUUUGGUGUCAAAAUGUGGGUACAUAGGCCGACUGGAACUUCAGCCUUCAAUAUCGAAUUUUGGGUAUGAACUUAAGCUUGAGAACUUUCCAGGAGGGCCAGAAAUUUUCAAGAUCAUUCUGAAAUUUUGUUAUGGUCUCCCAAUAAACUUCAGCCCUGAAAACAUUGCUCCUCUAAGAUGUGCAGCAGAAUUUCUAGAUAUGAGUGAAGAAUAUGAAGAUGGAAAUCUAAUCUCCAAAACAGAAUCAUUCCUAACAUUGGUGAUCCUUUCUUCAUGGAAAGAAACCAUUACUGUUCUCAAAUCAUGCGAAACUUUAUCUCCGUGGGCUGAAAACCUUCAAAUUGUCAGAAGAUGCUGUGAUUCAAUUGCCUGGAAGGCUUCUAGAGAAAAUUCAACAAACAGAGACAUCAUUAAUGAAGAGGGAUGGUGGUUUGAUGAUGUCGCUACCCUUCGGAUUCAUCAUUUCACAAGGAUUAUAACAACAAUAAAGGCAAAAGGUGAAAAACCAGAGGUAAUUGUAAAAUGCAUCAUGCAUUAUGCCAAGAAAUCAUUGCCAGGCAUGGAAGUAGAGUUAGAAGGACUAAGGGCAUACGGGCAUGGAAAGAAUGAGCUGCAGUUCAGAAUUUUGAAUGCAGGAAAGGAGGAAGGUGGGGUUGGACACAAAGAGCAAAGAAUAAUUAUUGAAAGCUUAGUGAGUGUGCUUCCUCCUCAGCAAGAAGCUGUUUCUUGCAAGUUCUUCUUGCAGAUACUGAAGAUGGCAAUGGUGUAUUCUGCAUCACCAGCUUUAAUUGCAGAGCUUGAGAAGAGAGUAGGAAUGAUGUUAGAAGAAGCCAACGUCAAUGAUCUUUUGAUUCCUAAUUAUAAGAAUGAAGAUCAAGGGAAACCAGUCAAUUCACCUGAACAACACACAAUGCACAACAUCGAUGUGGUGCAAAGGAUUGUGGAAUACUUCUUGAUGCAUGAACAACAGCAGCAGCAAAUGCAACAAAAAUUUGGUAAAACUAAUGUGAGUAAGCUCUUAGACAAUUACCUUGCUGAGAUUGCCAGGGACCCAAACCUUUCCAUCACCAAGUUUCAGGUACUGGCUGAAUCCUUACCAGGCAAUGCUCGAACAUGUCAUGAUGGUCUGUACAGAGCCAUAGAUACCUACCUAAAGUCUCAUCCUUCACUACCUGAACAUGAACGAAAAAGGCUGUGCAAAAUAAUGAACUGUGAGAAACUGUCGCUUGAUGCAUGCACACAUGCUGCACAGAACGAUCGAUUGCCUCUAAGAACUGUUGUCCAGGUGCUAUUUUCAGAGCAAGUGAAAAUGAGGACAGCAAUGCAAGGGAAGGAUCCAGCACCAGGAGGUGAAAAUUCUGAACAAGAUGAAAACCAGUCACCUACAAGUGCAGAGAUAAAGAACCUUAAAGUUGAACUUGAGAAUGUAAAGACGAGAAUGGCAGAGCUACAAAGUGACUAUUCUGAGCUGCAACAAGAGUACGAGAAGCUAAGCAACAAACAGAAGAUCAUAACAGUAUGGAGUUCAGGUUGGAGGAAGAUCAAGAACUCAUUCCAUUCAAAAAUUGAUGCAGAUGAAACUGGUGACCAACAACAAGGACCCAACUCAACCAGUGUCCAAACCAGCAGCAGAAGAAGGCAGUCUAUGGCCUAAAUAUCACAAAUAUUUCUACAUUUUCUGUAUAAAAAAAUCUGUUUCUAUAGCAUCUCUUUUAGAAAUAUAUAGCCAAACUCAAAGUUUGUACUUUUGGAAAUAUUUUUCAUGUUAAUUAACAUAAAUAAAGCUCAAUCUUUGCCAUA